CCCCCCGGUCCCCACAACCGAAUUGCAGUGGUGUGUUUUUUCCCUUCUCUCCCCGCGGCCAGUUGCAUGCAUUUUUCGUCUCCCAAAAUGGUUUGCGAGACUAAAAUUGUUGCGGACGAACACGAUGCUAUACCCGGGACCAAAAAGGAGUCGAUCAUGUGGAGCUCCGCGGCGUCCGCCGGCGCGGCUCUGAGCGCCGCCGAGGCCGCGAAGGACGCGAGGAGGGACGCGGUCUUUAUCCGCGAGUUCGAGCGCGGGGACCGGGAGGAGGUGCGCCGCAUCUUUUACGAGGGCAUCAUGGAGAGGAUACCCAACACGGCGUUCAGGGGGCUCAAGCAGCAGCCCAGGACCCAGUUUUUGUACGCUGUGCUGACAGUAAUGUGCUUUUUCAUGAGCAAGUCCGUGGCGCUGACCUGCUGCGCGCCCCUCAUUCUCAUGGGCGCGCGCUACUUCUACAGCAGGAGAGUCAUCCAGGGCUACCUGGACUGUGCCCUGCACACGGACAUGGCCGACAUAGAGGCGUACUACAUGAGGCCCACAGGUUCCUGUUUCUGGGUGGCCGUGCUCGACGGACGUGUGGUGGGCAUCGUGGCAGCGCAGGGCCGCGAGGACGACAACACGGUCGAGCUGCGGCGCAUGUCGGUGGACUCUCGCUACCGCGGCAAGGGCAUCGCAAAGACACUGGGCCGCCGCGUUCUGGAGUUCGCCGUGCGCAACAACUACGCCGCCGUCGUCCUCGGCACGACGGCCGUCAAGCUGGCCGCCCACAAGCUGUACGAGUCGCUGGGCUUCCGCCGAACGGGCGAGAGCGAGGACUACCGGCUCCCCGGGAUGAGCCGCUCGCCGCUGGAGAGGCUCUUCUUCCAGAUCCGCUACAGCCGCUACCGCCUGCAGCUCCGUGAGGAGUGAGGGGUGACAGGGAGAGGGAGAGAGAUGGAGAGGGGGAGAUGGAGAAAGAGAGGGACAGAUGGAGAGAGAGAGAGAGGGGGGGAGCAACGACCCUCCUCCACCCGAGAGCCCCGACCGCAUCCUCUCCUCCGACAGCUUUUUAUUUAUUUCGUGUCAUUAGAGAUAACUUCAAGUACUACUUAACACUUCUGCUACUUCAUCUUUAAAGUCACUAACGUUUUUAUUACUAUUAUGCUUCUGUUGCUGUUGUUUUUGUAUUAUUCUUUGACUUUUUUUUAAAUAAGAGUUUGUUUCUUUUUCUUCUAUUUUAAUAAUCAAAUUUUUUUUUUUGUACCUUUACCUCCUCCCCUUUUCAUUGCGGGAUUAAAGAAGAAGAAAAAAAAUAUUGGCAUUCACCCGAAGACAUCUAAACGGCAUGCCAACUAGUAGGCAUCCUCCCUGGCCCCUUUGGUUUUCUGCUCAUGUGACUCAGAUCAAUACUUCCUUUCAUUACUAUUCCACAGUGCCCCUCUUUACCCCUCCCCCAUUAACACAAACCUUCCCAUCCCUCCUCACAUCCCCCGUGGCAAGAUUCAACAGGCAGGUUUAUACAUACACGUCACACACACACACACGCGCACACACACACACACACACACACACACACAAAACACACGUCAUUUGGCUUUUAGCCACUCUCCCAAGACGCCAUAUUGCAGCACAGCGGGUGUGUUGUCACUGACCCACCAUAGUGAGAGAGAGAGACAAGGAUGACAGGAAUAUGCAGUGUGUAUCCUGCAUCCUAAUCCAUCUUCCUCACACACACACAAACACACACUCACUCUCCAUUCUCCUCACUAAUUAUCUGAUUGGAUCUCGCCUUCCUAUCCUUUUUUUUUUUCUCUCUCUCUCCCAGAUUUACCAUCAUUUAAUCACUCCUGCUCUCGUCGGAGCUGUGGAGAGGAUCUCUGGUUGGUUGAGGUGAUAGGAGGGCUUUUGCUGCAUGUCAGAGCUUGUGUAUGUGUGUGAUUGUUUGGGAGUGUGUAACCGGUGUGUGUGUGUGUGUGUGUGUGUGUGUGUGUGUGUAUAUUUGACGAGGACAUGGUCGGACAAACCUCAACAGCGUAUGAUGAAAACAUUUAUUGAUUUUUAUUUUGCGUGAACAGAUGCGCAACUUUCUUGCUGAGUCAAAUAUUAUCUUACUAAACAUUACUACUUUCUAUUUGUACUCAAUGAAUUGUUUACCGAUUGAACCGAGAUCAAGCCUAACAUUUUGAAAACGUUUACUAUUUGACUGGUAAUUAGUGAUUUAUAACUUCAAACACACAUAUUGCCACAUUGUGAUAUGCACAUUUUCAGAACUACAGACAAUUACAUAGUAGCUGCAGUCUACACUCCGCAUACUUAAUCCAGGUGAUUGGGGAGCGACUUGGGAAAGACAUGACUACUGGCAAUACUUAGGAUCCUACAGUACACCACUGAGCACAAACAGCCAAUAAUUAUUUCAACAAAUAAACUGGCAUUAGUAUCCCCCUCCCCAAUUGACUUAUAUUGUGUAUAGAGUUGAAAACUCAUGUAGCUAACCGAAUGUCCAUCUCUCUCCAUCUCCAUCCUCCGAACAUACAACCAGCGGUAGAUUCAGCCAUCCACUACUCUGAGCCUAAGUUGUGUCAUCAUAUCAUUUGUAAAAAGCAAAAUACAAACAACAACAAAAAAAAUCACAAAAGAAGAAAAAAAAAAGAGAGAAAAAAAAUCUGAAUACAAAAUGUAAUCGUCAUAAAGUCAGCACUGACCCUCCUUGCCUUUCCACCCGUCCCCCUCAGAACUCUUCCUUGCCUUCAAUUCACGAAUCUGUCUGCAACCCUGGGCUAGACCCAACACCUUCCAUUUGAACCCUGCACACCCUCCGCCGACCUCUGACCUUCCCUGUCCCACCCUGAACCCGUGCCCCGCCCAUCUCUGCAUGCGCCACAGAGCCUUGCUGCACUGCUUUUAUUCCAUUUGAAGCUUGUUGGACCAACCCUCAAACCCCCCGACCCCCGACUGUGAUGUCAUCUAGGCAGCACGACGACAAAUCAGUGCCAGGAUGCGAAUGGUUACAUGAUCAUGGCAGUGAUGUGGACUGUCAGAGAUAAACUGUGUGGUGUGUGUGUGUGUGUGUGUGUGUGUGAGUGUGUGAGGACAGAUUUGUCGCAGACGUAGGAAACACUCACCGACUGCGGCGCUGCCUGGAUGACAUCAUGCCCGCCAUUCAGCCAACCAACUGUAGAAUGCAAAAAGCAAUGCAAGUGUGGCAUGCCUCUGUACCCGGUGUGUACGGUGCCUGCCCUGGAAAAGUACAGAAAAAAAUAUAUAUAUCAACAAUAUAUAUAAAUAUAUUUAAAAAAAAGAAAAUAAGCUUCUUUUUUUUUUAGAUGAAAAUAUGAAAGAAAUGUGUGUUUCUUUGUUGAGGAAAAAAAAGAUAAAUUGUAACAUUUGCAUGAAAUGUGUCUUUGAAUGCAAAUAUCACUUUUAGGGGGAGAAACUCCUAGCACAUGGCAUACAGUGGAACCAUAGACUUGUAAUGUUUUUUUUUGUUUUUUAUAAUGGUUUAUUUUAUUUUAAAUUAUCUUAAUUAUCGUUGGUCAAGAGAAAGAAUCUUUAGGACUUUGCCAACUAUCUAAAAACCCUUAUGAAAUCAGAAAAAGAAAGUUAUUGAUUUGUCCGCAGAUUUAUCCAUUACUGGCUGGAGGACAAACGUUACUUUUCACUGAAAGCACCAUAGCUCUUCUUCUCUUUGCAGAAAACUUAACAUCUUCAGUGAAUGAUGCAAAAGAACUCAUGUAUUCCAAUGCAAAACAUAUUAUGAAAAAAAUCUUGUGGUACAUUAUGAGCACAGAGUGAAAUUAAAAUAUUUCAAAUAUCCGGCCCUCACAAAGGCAGUGACGGUGAAAUGAUCAGACUUUGCUUCAGGACAUCAGGAGAUGGUUCAAUUUAAAUAAAUAGAUAGAGUAUAUACCUGUAUUCUUUUGCACCUGACUUUGGAUUAUACUUGCCACAAUAUUUUUGAAUCAGUGACGUACGAACAGUGACCUUAAGCUGCUGAGAUGCCUACGUAUGUCAGGUACCAUGGCGCUAAGGCGUCGUCCCCUCGCUUCACGCUAUUCAAACCGUGUGAAAGGAGUCACAUUUAAAAAGAGGACUUAGCUCACGACAACUUCUUUGUACUUUUUAAUUUGAGUCCACCUAAGAUUUCCCCGUCUCUGAAGUUCUACAAAGUAAAUGCACAAAUGCACUGAGAGCAUCAAACAGUAUUGCUUUUUCUGAAAAAUACGCGUGUUAUGUUUUCAUCGGGCCCGGCAUGCGGAGGAUGCCCCACACUACCUUGACGCGUCUGCUUUGAAUGUGACAGAGACAGAGAGAAAGACAGACAGAAGAGGACCAGAAUGUAUAACAUGAUUUUUUUUUCUGGAGCAACAGCUACCACUGACCCUCAUACUGUACUUCCUACUAAAACUAAGCAGGAAAUUAGAUGACAGGAUGCACUUUUCCCCCCUCAAUCUGUUUCACUACAAGUCAAAUCUGGUAUCACAGUCGAAGGUGCCGAAGCCCCCGGAGACUCAUUUUGUGGGUGUAGGGUCCUUACAGUCUGACUCAUUCUGUACCAGACCUGGGUUGGGGGGUCUGAAGGCCGAGGGGUGCAGCGGAUUGUGGAAAAAAAAAAGAAGAAAUUGUAGUCUGAAGUCGCGCGGACGAAUGUGAAGCCUGUCGAUGCUGAGCCAUUUCUGCUGCUGCCAAUCUCAGUGUUUUUGCCUGAUGAAAUUGAAAAUGCUCCUUUGUGUGUUUUUAUUUAUUUUUUUGGAGGGGGGAGAAAUUAUUAUCGGAAAAUCGGUACGUACUCUGAACAAAGGUAAUGUUUCAAAGACGCCUUUGCCAAGGCCUUAUGCACUGGAACCAAACAAGUUCAAAUAUCUUGCGGGCUGCAUGGCUUGAGGUAGAGUUCAGAGGAGAUUUUUUGAAUUGCGAAGAUGAAAGUGCACUGACUAUAAUGCAUUUAUGUCCCUUUUUUUGUACUUCCUGUGAAUGCUAUGCCCUGUACCCCCCUUCACCUCCCAUCCGGAACUGGUAUAUUGCAUACUCAAGUGUUAGAAUGUAGUAAAUUAAAACUGUAUGCAACUUCUACCAGAGUGUAAAAUCUAGUGACACGCCAUGCCUCUGAAAUGUUCUGCUGAUGUACAAUCCCAAAAAAACUAAGCAAUCUCACACUGGUUUUUUUUUUUCUGUGAGCUUUUGAGUGGGAGUGGGCUUUCCUAUUUGUCGAGGUUCGAGAACUAUGCCACGUGAAGGCCUCUCCGGCAGGAGGAGGCUCAUCCGACGCCCUCUCUCUCUAACGGCAGACACAGAGGCACAAGCCGAGGCCGCUGACUUCAGCAGGGUUUUUUUUUUCCUUAAAAUGUGGCCACAUUCAGUUUCAACAGAAAGCAUUUUGUCACGAUCAAUAUUUUGUUUGGUUUCUCUGCCGGUGAAGGAGCAUGUAAUUCCAAAACUGUGGGCGUGUUGUCUUACCGCGUGAUGUGUGUGUGUCCAUGCCCAAUGGCCUUCGGGGGGGUGGGGUGAACACUCACAGGCAUGAAUGUAAACUGCCCGCAUUUAAGGUCUUGGAACGAGGAGAACGGUGGGAAAAGGGGUGAAAAGCAGCUAUCGGUUCUUUCAUUAAGUGAUGAAACCACUUCAUUAGACGUUUAGACAUUUUUUCUGUGUGUGAGAUUGUAAAUAGCCGUAUCUGUACUAUUGCUACUAAUGUAUUAUUUCCUUCAACCCGUUCAUCAUCUUUGCUGGGGUUUUUUUUAAGCCAAUCCUGGUGAGAGUUUAUUUUUGUCUCAGAAGAUGGCUGUCGCCCGGAAUGCUCCGCCUCAAGGAGGAGGGGCGAGGGGUUUGAGGGAGGACUGUACCACGCUUGGCCGUCACACGGGGGAGGGGAGGGUGUGGUGGGAGGAGGCCUGCAGCAUCAGAGCUCCACAGCAUGGACUCCCUCUCUCUCUGUGUCUCUCUCUCUCUCUCUCUCUCUCCACCUCUGGUGAGGACUCUGCUCCACUGUGGCGAAUACACGAGGACUCAUUUUUGGACUGAGGCCACAGUUGCCAGGAACACAUAAGCACUUGUAGCACAACUGUGUCUUGUUUUGCUAUGAGAGAACAGGUAGUUUUGAUUAUUUUUUCUUUUCUCUCAUAUUUCCUGUAAGAAUAUUCUUCUGUAUUACUGGUUAUAUACAAGACAUGAUACCACGAUUCCUACUAUGACCCGCAAGGCUAUUUUUUGGAGGUGACAGUAAUUUCUGCAUUUUUAUUCCUUAUGUGGCUCCAUUUUGUUCAACACAACCCCUUUACUAUAUUUAGUAUAAUUUGGAGAGAAAAAAAAUCCUGCCCACGUGCCAAUAAUCAAGCAAUAAAUACAAACACAAAAUAAUGAAACACUAUGUACAAGGAUAUUAAUAAAAAACACGAAAUGCUGCAUUAAUAUUACAUCCCCUUAUUCUGUACCAAUCGGUGGCAGUGAUGCCAGUAUUGCAACAUUACCACUCAUGAUAUAGAAGCCUGGAGGGAGGAGGGGGGUGUUUGAUUGUAAAAUAUUUUUUGUUUUUUUUGUAUUUUCUUUUACAAAGAUGUGUUUUUGAAAAAAAGCUCAAAAGUUGAAGUACACCGGUGUACCUCUGCAUAUUUGUACAGAUGUCAAUAGGAAACGGGGGAAAUGACAAGAGAGUGGGGACGGGGGUAACGGAUGCUAAAGGAUGAGCAGUUCAAGCAGACAGGAGGGGAAAAAGAGAAGAUGGCGUGGCCGCACUCUGAAAGUGCUCUCUGCUGUAGGUCUCUUAACAGAGCUUUUUAUUUAACCACAGAGACUUCCAAUUAACUCGAACCGCCGAGACGUGCACUGCAACCUUUACGAUUGCACCGUCAGUGCGAGUAGAAAUAAUCAAUUUAAAAACUAUGCUGCAGCUGCCGGAAUCACGACACGCCAAACCCGUGUUUGCUUUUCCCUACGAGUGAGAUUCUAAGUCUUUUUUUCUUCUUUUUCUUUUUUGAAUCUUCGAAGUUAGUAACUGUAAAGUUGUAAAGUAUAUUUUAUUGUAAAUAGCACCAGGGGGGUCAUUUUUACUCCUUUUGUAACAGAAACUGUGGAUUUAAGAUAUAUAAAAUAUAUUUUAAAGAUAUUUACAGCACUAAUAAAAGAGAUUCUACAGUAGUGCAGGUGUCUUAAUCUGUACUACCUCACAACAAUCCCAUACUGACUAACGGCAACCACUUUCGGCACGCGCCAUCUUAGCCCCGUUCACACACGCGGCCUCCCUCAUCCCGCCCUGUCUGCUUGAACUCUCAAAGAAAAAACAUCAGAGAUCGAAAAACAAAUGGCCACUGCUGCAGAUCUGCUAACUUAUAUCACAUAGCAGCCAUGGAUAUCCGUGGCUCUGGCCAGCGCUAUCAAGCCACACAGUAGGCUGCUGCAGUGCAAGGCGCUCUCUCUCUGCCCCGGAGCCCUUUCAUGGCUGUUGUCUGUUGCCAGGAAACCGAGCCGCACAAAGCACACAGCAGGGGAUUGAUAUGCAGCCACACUGUGGGGAGGCAGUCGGGUCAACCGGGCCGGCCAUGAUAGAGGAAUGGAAGGAUGGAUAGAUGGAAGGAAGAGAUGGAUAGACUUAGGAGGUUGGGGGGGGAGUUAAAUUGCAACUGAGGGAACUUUGUAACUUGGGGUAAGGGGGAUCUGGAGGGAAAGGAGGGGUGCUUUGACCAGGGUGAGGAAUUUGAGAAAAGAGGCCCCUCAGGCGCAUAAAGUCGAGCACUGAGUAAACAGUACCUGAGGCCCACUGGGUUGGAGAGGUUACGGCAAGAGAUGGGAGAGAGGUAAAAGGGGCAAAAGAGGAGGGGAGAGCGCCUAUGAAAACAGAUGCUGGUUCAACCGAUCUGCCCCCCCGCCCCGAACCCCAGUGAGACUGUAAACUGUUUUUUAUUGGGGUCCGCUUUAGCUUUUCCGUUCCCUUUCUACCGUUUCCUUUUGGAAGGACUGCUGUACUACCACACUGGGGUUUACUCUUAUUAUUGUGAUUAAUAAACGCUUUCUUUUAUACUGACCACACAACUGGAACACUGUAGAGAUGUAAAGAUGGGAUUUCUUGCAUUAUGACGAUGAUUGAAACAUGGAUGUACAUAUAUUGUAUCGAUUAAACAUGACAAUGCAUCAAGCUUUUA
This is a messenger RNA of Scophthalmus maximus (turbot), 8111 nucleotides long. It is a transcript of the gene aspnat, whose product is annotated as N-acetyltransferase 8-like. NCBI's taxonomy places the organism in Eukaryota, Metazoa, Chordata, Actinopteri, Pleuronectiformes, Scophthalmidae. Gene Ontology annotation, cellular component: mitochondrial membrane. The coding region runs from base 67 to 909 and encodes 280 amino acids. Gene Ontology annotation, molecular function: L-aspartate N-acetyltransferase activity. The record is from RefSeq and is a predicted model, not a curated record. The transcript is spliced from 3 exons.